AGGCGGUGAGGUGUGUGUGUGAGGCCAAAAGAGGAGGACAGACGCUCAUGUAGGAGACUGUGAGCGUCCAUUGAAAACUUACACUGUUGCAGUUCUGCUUCAGCAACAGUGUCACAGUCACAGCAGGGUGAGUGGGAUCUGCACAGUUACCCUGAGAGUCGUCAUCCCUCUGGGACACAUCGUCUGAUUUCAGGAUGGAAGCUCAUCGUGAGAAGAAAAACACAUGUGGGACAAUUUGCCUGAAGUAUCUACUUUUUCUCUUCAACAUUUGUUUCUGGCUGGCUGGAGGGGCCGUGUUGGCGGUGGGACUGUGGACUCUGGUGGAUAAGAGCGACUACAUCAGUUUGUUGAACUCCAGCUUCUACUCAGCCUCUGCUUCUAUCCUGAUAGUCGCUGGAGUCAUUGUGACUUUGACUGGAAUAAUUGGAUGCUGCGCCACUCUGAAUGAAAAGAGGAGCCUAUUGAUUGUGUAUUUGGUGUUGCUGCUGUGUGUCUUUCUGCUGGAAAUCACAGCUGGAGUCUUGGCUUAUGUUUACCAACAACAGUGUUUCCCUUUCUGCUACCAGCUGGAUGAUGAGCUCAGACAGAACCUAAAGUUAAACAUGCAGCAGAAAUACCUGCAACCAGGCCAGGAGAGCAUCACACUGUCUGUUGACAAGCUACAACAAGAGUUUAAAUGUUGUGGGAGUCACAACUUCUCUGACUGGAGAGACAGUGAGUGGAUCCGGAGAGAAAAAAAUCAACAGCUCGUUCCUGACAGCUGCUGUAAAACUCCCAGUACCCUCUGCGGUCGCAGAGAUCAUCCAUCCAACAUCUACAGGGAGGAGGGAGGAUGCAUUGAGAAACUAGAGGAUUACAUCAGAAGCCAGUUGUAUAUUCUUGGGGGAGUGGGUGUUGGGAUUGCAUUUCUACAGCUUGUAGGGAUGAUGUUCACCUGCUGCCUUUGUCGAAACCUGAAGGAAGACCUGUACUAACGUUGGACCCUUUUAAUAUGACAUACUGUGCAACUUUUAGUUGAAUGAUAUAAAGCCCAACACUUCCCACGAUGUUGCUGUAGAGUUGGAAGCUGAAAUGAUGAAAACUGUUUGAAAAAAUGACAAACACUACAACUGUACUAAUGCUGCUGGACAGCACCAAUCUCUAUUUCACAAGAGGAAAUUCUAGUUAUCUUACAUUUUAUGAUAAAGUAUGAGAUGUAAAUAUACGUCUACGCAAAAUAAAACACACAAUAGAUAAAUACUGUUAAUAAUCAAGAGGUGUCUUUAUGUAGCACAAGGAAUUUAGUAAGGGCUGUGGAAGUCCCUCUCCUCCACUGUGCAAGACAGAAGUAUUUUAUAAAUAUGACUUUACCAGCUCAUAUAAGUUGUAUCUCGUAAUUUUGCCUUAGCUGACUGAUAAUGAUGUCAUACUACCUCAUCAUUAUGCUUCAGGAUCUCAUAAUGCUACUAACUAAUAAAUAUACAGUGUUAUUGUGUUAAGAGAGAAGGACACAGUUAAAUUAUUGUCGUAAGUCGAAUGCAUUCUUUAAGCUUGUUUAGUUGCAAUGCGAAUAAAAUUGAAUUAUUCCCAA
Molecule: messenger RNA, 1570 nt
Organism: Xiphophorus hellerii (green swordtail)
Lineage: Eukaryota; Metazoa; Chordata; Actinopteri; Cyprinodontiformes; Poeciliidae
Gene: cd151
Product: CD151 molecule
Exons: 9
Coding region: 195-974 (259 amino acids)
Biological process (GO): cell migration
Cellular component (GO): plasma membrane
Source: RefSeq, a predicted model, not a curated record